ACAAGAUGGCUGCUACUGUAUCAUUUCGAUGGCUAGAAAUUUUGGAAAAAGAGUUUGAUAAGGCGUUCGUAGACCUUGAUUUAUUGUUGGGUGAAGUAGACCCCGACCAGUGUGAGCUGACUUACGAUGGACGUCAGAAAAUGACUGCAUUAAGCGCUGCAUUUGCCCAGCUUUGUCAUAAAUCUCAGACAAUUUUUCAAACAAACGCAAAAUUAGAGGCACAAGUUGUGGACUUGAAACAGGAGGCUGUGGAGGUCAGUGCCAGCAAGGCUGUCCUGGAGAAGGAGCUCCACAAUGUUCUCAUGCAGCUCCACUCCGCACAGUUACAGCUACAGGCCAGCAAGGGGCUCGAACUAGACUCUGAGUCCAUCAAGAAAAAAAUGGACACAGAAAUGGAAUCUCAUUUGGCAGAGGGCCGGAACCUGGCUGUUCUAGAAGCUAAGGUGAAGGCAAUGGAACGUGAGAACACAGAGAUGCGGCAGUAUGCCCUUGCUCUACAGAGUGAGGUUUAUGGAGCAAGACUCGCAGCUAAAUAUCUUGACAAAGAACUGGCAGGCAGGAUACAGCAGAUUCAGCUGCUGGGUCGGGACAUGAAGGGGGCAGAGCAUGACAAACUCUGGAACCAGCUGGAAGCCGAGAUCCAUCUCCAUCGACACAAGACUGUCAUACGAGCAUGCAGGGGGCGCUCCAACAGGAAGAAACGCCUUCCUAUUCCACCUGGACAUGAUUUCAACUCAUUACGAAGAAGGCAUGGCUUGGGUGACAUGCGCAGGGUUAACCUACACAAAGACCCAGAGGAGGGACUGGGAAUGUCUAUAACUGGUGGCAAGGAGCAUGGAGUACCCAUCCUUAUAUCAGAAAUCCAUGAGGGGCAGCCGGCUGACCGCUGCCAGGCCCUGUUUGUGGGUGAUGCAAUCCUCUCUGUGAACAAGAUAGACCUUCGCAAUGCCAAGCAUGCGGAGGGCGUACGAAUACUCUCAGAACAGCAAGGUGACAUAGAGCUUGAGGUGAUGUUUGUGGCUCCGGACGAGGACAGUGACCAGGACACACAAGACUGUGAAGACGAACACAAGUUCAGGUAUCGUAUAUAUGACGAGGAAGUUGUGGGUGUAGGUGGAGAAAAUACCGUGCCUCUGAGGCUCAACCCCCUUGACCAAAGGGAAGGCGCUCCUGCACUCACCACUAAUGGGGUCGCCUCCCCUACUUCGGCCAGGCCACAAUCUCUGUCACAAACAAAUAGUGUAAAUGUAAGCUACAAUUGUUGGUCAAAACUUGUGAAUGCAAACAGAAUUCCAGUAUGCACAAACAGCCCAAGUAAAUCCCAGAAUGUAGCUGGUUUGUUGGGAGCAAAUGCGGGCUCCCAAUCGAGCCCAGAGUCAGAUGGGGGCCAGAUGUCUGUUGGUGCCCUGCACAUUGACAAUGUUCAGCAACACUCCCUCUCCACCGACCAGUCAGCAUUCCAUAGCUCCUACCACUGAUGUUCACCUGCUUUCUAGUUCAUAUACUGUACAUUGGUUUAAUUCCAUGAGGUUUAAAAAAAAAUUCUUUUAAACAACAAUUAGGUUGCAGACUUAAAAACUAAUGAAAUAUUUAUAAACUGUUUGUUUUUGAUAAUAAAGUAAUGGUAUCAUGAUUUAAACCCUAAAAUGACCAUAAAUAUGUGAGAAAAAAAACCCAUAAAAAUGUGAAAAAAGACUUUGUGGAAUUAAACCAAUCUGUAUUAAUUGUUAGUGAUUCUGCAAAUUGUACAUAUAGUGUAUUAGUACAUGUAUUAAUUAUAGAAAACCAAAUGUCUUCUAAAGACAAACAGCUCAUAAGUAACAUUUCUCCACUCUACUGUAUUUUUUAUCUAGUGACCAUUUUCAAAGUCAAUUACAUGUUUCCUUCUGUCAAAACACAUAAAAACUAUGGUAACUUUGUUUACGACUGUUAUUAUUGUAUUACCAAUUAUAAACCAAUUGUAUGUCGCAUUAGGACUCUAAACUUACAUCUUUUAAUGAAUUGUGUUUUAAAAUGUCUUUGGUGUAUUUGUUUCAUUACUCUAUCAUAUGUUGUUACUCUCUGAGUCUAGUAUGAUACAUGUUAUCAUGUGUGCUCAUUCACACAGAUACAGCAUUAUAGUCCCAGAAUUAUACUGCUGAUUUAUAGUUGAUAUAUAGGGAAUAUCAUCGUAGUUAUUUUAUCUAUUGGUCUGUAUCACUUUGAGCUGUGUAGGUAAAGGCCAUAUUCCACAAGACCGAAGGUCAAUGUGAUGAACCUUACACAAGCCACUUGAAGUAAUACAAUCAUCCAAAAUAUUGACCUACAAACAUAGUAUUUAUUUUAUUUAAUGCCUUUUAGGUAUUCUUUAAAAUAAAAUUGUAAUUGUUUUCUUUACAAAAGCAUUUUAAAUUGAUGAUACACGUCCUAUUUCUUUCGCGUAGUAUUGAAGAAGCAACAUGAGCACUUCACUACUGUGUGAUAAGGAAUCCGAAAAUCUAGAAAAAUAGUACUAAUACAGAUUUUUUCUCUGGUUUCCAUAUGUUAUUUUUUUAUCUUGAAUUUGGGAUGGACAUUUACAGGUUUAAAAUAUAUAUAUGAUAUUAUAAUCAGAUUAUGCGUUUUUAUUUCUAAUUACGUUUUUUUACUCUUAUAUGACCAUUUGUAAUAAAUAAAACAUAAUGUAUAUGAAACAAAACAUAUGAAUAACCUCUGUAGGGUUUAAGCCAUGUUUUAAAAAGGGCAUGGUGGUAAAAUGAGGUAAUAUUGGGUUUUAAUUGCCAAAUAUGUAAAGAUAUUUAUAAUGUACAAAGUUUUAAUCGAAAUGAGAAACAUUUGGUUAUGUUUGGCAUUUAAUUCUUUGAUGACAGAAAGAUGCACAUGCUGGUCUCCGGGAGGACAGAAGGGAGUUACGCAGAUAAGGACAGGGUGCAGCACCCUUCCAUGACUCUUUUGUAAUCAGUACCUCUACUGUAUUUUCUUGAAAAUCCACAUGAAGAUAUUUUGAGGUUUAUUUAACUGUUAACAACUAAUUUAAAUCAUUUUUUUUUCAAAUGAAAUCUAACCAUGAAUUGUGAUGGUCUAUACCAGUUUUCUUCAAAGUCUUAAUGAAUUUUAUUGAUACCAUUUUCAUGUAAGUGUUUAAGCUAAUGUGAUCACUGGAGGUUUUCUGGGUAAAUCAUGUAGAAAGGCUGGGAUAGACAUGACUGCUUAAGUUCAAAUUCUUCAUUAAUUGUUUUUAUUAACUGGGUUUUAAGUGGGUCUGUGUAUGAGAGCUUUCUAGUAUAGUCAUUUACUCAAAUACUAAGGAAGUUAUUGUUUAAUCUGCGCAAUGCCAAACAAUUAAGUCGACAGCAGGGCUGGGCAUGGCUUAUUCUGGUUUAAAGGUUUAGUAAAGCAGAAAUAAACUAUAUAUAUCACAUAAAAAGCACAAUUUUAUGAAUGAGAUUUCUACUAUCAUAGUUGUAUGACUUUGGAGAAGUCGCUGCAUCAUUUUGCAACUUUUAUAUUGAGAAUGUUUUUGUUAGAAUUGUUCUAGUAUAUAAAAUGAAGGUGCGAUUUAAAAAAUACAAUAACCCAAAUGAUUUGAUUAAAUGAAUUGUUAGCGUUAUGGAAUAGAUAGUUUUGUUACUUUUGCAUGUACAUAGAUUUUGCGACAAUAUUUCAUUUGAGUGGUAUGAUGUAAAUGGGCUCAUUUCUCUUUCAUCAAUACCAUCAGCAUCUAGUUAUGAAUAGUAUCUAUUUACAAAACUGAGUAAUUUGAUGCAACACAUUCACAAACCAUUUAUUUAGUGUAAGUACAUACUAAUAAUCUUUUAGUUUUUUAGUGGUUUACAUUAUGUUGUUUUAACUACUCAAUAAUGGGCAAACCACUUUUAUAUCUACCACUUCACAUGAUUAAUAUCAAUAAUGGCUGAGGGCUUAUUUACUGAAAUAAAUAUACUGGCAAAUUUGAAGUAUACUGCUGCCUCAUUGGACAAAAGAUAAUGUUGACCACUAAUGUAGGUAGGUUAGCGCAGUGGUUAGCACACUCACUUCUCACCAAAGCGACCCUGGUUCGAUUCCUGACCUGGGUGCAUGUGAGUUUGGUUAGUGGUCACCAAGUCGGACGAGUGGGUUUUCUCUGGGUACUUAAGUUUCCCCCACAACACAAGACCACACUCUCGUGCAACAUUGUGCCAACGAGAGGGACUUAGUAUAAGCUAUCAUAGCUACCUUCACAAUCGUUGUAGAAUAUAUAAUGUUUAAAGUAAUGUAGGUAAAAGCAGUGUUAACCGCUAGCCUUAUAAAUGUAUCUGUCAAGUAGUAACAUUAUAGUGGAGGAUUUUUAAAUAUCUUUAAUCUCAUAAAUCUUAGAUAUAAAUCAUUAGAUGCAUGUAGUGGUUAUUCCAUCGUGCCUUUCAGGUUAACAGUGGAAUAUCAAUUGCACGAUUGUCACCUCCUUUCAACAUAUGCAUAUAAUCUGUGCAAUUGCAACAGCAUGGCAAAUUAACCAUUGACAGUGCACCAAUGGGAGUUGUACAUAUAUCUGUAGGUAAAGUAAAUAGCUUUAAUUGAAUUAUUGAUAUAAAUUGUGUUGAAUGUAAAAAAAUGAGACUAUAUUUUUCAACUCUUUUGCUAAAGACUCAAGAUAACAAUCAAAGUCCUCAUGCAUCUACCUUUAAAUUUAAUGGUUGACCAAAUGUUCAUAGAAUAUUGCCAUUUGGCAGCAGUUUAAAAAAAAACCUAAUGAAUGACAUAGUUUUCGCCACCAAUCUAUUGAUACACAUAGUUUUCGCCACCAAUCUAUUGAUACACAUAGUUUUCGCCACCAAUCUAUUGAUACACAUAGUUUUCGCCACCAAUCAAUUGGUACACAUAGUUUUCGCCACCAAUCUAUUGAUACACAUAGUUUUCGCCACCAAUCUAUUGAUACUCAUAGUUUUCGCCACCAAUCUAUUGAUACACAUAGUUUUCGCCACCAAUCUAUUGAUACACAUAGUUUUCGCCACCAAUCUAUUGAUACACAUAGUUUUCGCCACCAAUCUAUUGAUACUCAUAGUUUUCGCCACCAAUCUAUUGAUACUCAUAGUUUUCGCCACCAAUCUAUUGAUACUCAUAGUUUUCGCCACCAAUCUAUUGAUACACAUAGUUUUCGCCACCAAUCUAUUGAUACACAUAGUUUUCGCCACCAAUCUAUUGAUACUCAUAGUUUUCGCCACCAAUCUAUUGAUACACAUAGUUUUCGCCACCAAUCUAUUGAUACACAUAGUUUUCGCCACCAAUCAAUUGGUACUCAAGUUUAUGCCACAAUUUUUUUUCUAUUUUCACCAAUCUGUUAAACCAACCAUCAAAUUCAAUAGGAGCCAUGCAUUAUUAAUUUAAAGUUUAAAAAUGAACCAUAUUUGCCUUCAAUAUCACAGUUAUUGGUUGCCGUUCAACAUUGUUUCAUUGUAAGAUUGUAUAGCAUACUAAAUAUAAAAUCCUUUAAUAGCUACUCUGUAUGUGAUAUCACAAUGAAGGUUCAUACUACAUGUAUAUGUACAUGCACAUCUUGUAUCAUAUGGGUUAUUUAUACCUUUUAUAUAUUAUGUUUGUUUAUUUAUUUUGUUAUGAUUGUUAAAAUGUUGUAUUUGUCCAUGUUUAUUAAGUAUUGUAAACCUUGACCAACUUGAGGGAAAACUAAUAAAAAACUGAGAAUCUGA
This is a messenger RNA of Mya arenaria, 5663 nucleotides long. RefSeq names its product Golgi-associated PDZ and coiled-coil motif-containing protein-like. The record is from RefSeq and is a predicted model, not a curated record. The transcript is spliced from 10 exons. Gene Ontology annotation, molecular function: transmembrane transporter binding. Lineage: Eukaryota; Metazoa; Mollusca; Bivalvia; Myida; Myidae. Gene Ontology annotation, biological process: negative regulation of protein localization to cell surface. The coding region runs from base 6 to 1478 and encodes 490 amino acids. Gene Ontology annotation, cellular component: Golgi apparatus; membrane; trans-Golgi network transport vesicle.